AUGGCUGUAAUAAACGAAUCACGCAGAAAAACAGGCUCUAGUUCCGUGGAUUGCGGCUCACCAUCCCGUGGCAGAUCCUCAACGGCACGGUUCGGUGGAGUGACCGUCGUGUUGGCAGGUGUGUGCCAAUCUUUCAAAAGCAAGGCGCAGGGCAGCAAGACUAACUGACCGGUUGGACUGUAACAUCACAGGGGAUCCAAAGCAAUACCUUGACUCUUCCCGUUAUUCCCACUGCAAGUCAUCGCCUACACAAAUCGUCGACGCUUGCAUCAUGAAUGGUGACUUCUGGGGGGAAGUUGAGGUGCUGCAUCUCUCUGUAAGUAGUAGUCCUUGCCUGAUUUUUAGACCCUAGACUAACAGCGGCACGGUGCGAGCGCAGACAAACAUGCGUCUUCUGGCCGCUGCAGACCGCAUGACCGAAACGGAACGGGCAAAGGCACAGGGCUUUGCAGAUUGGCUCUUAGGAGUUGGAGACGGGUCGGCGAACAAGACAGAAGACUCUAUCGCGCUCCCACGUGAGCUUCUCCUGCCGGCGACCUCGAGGAACAGAUCCGGGUUGAUCAGACACGUUUAUCCCGGCCCCGCGCUCGAACUGGACAAUAUGUCGAUAGGCGAAAAAGUUGAAUACUUCCGAGAUCGAGCAAUUCUGGCGCCCAAAAAUUCGCAGGUGGAUCACAUCAACGACAUGGUGCUCGACCUGCUGCCGGGUGAUGCUCAAACGUUCUACAGCGCGGAUUCGGUCGAAAACGAAGACGAAUCACUGCUCUCGAUCGAGUACCUUCAGAGUCUCAACAUCGCCGGGAUGGCGUUGCAGGCUGCAAAAUUUAAAGUGGAAACUUGGACCCCGCCGCGGGGCUGCGCAACGGCACAAGACUGUUGUCGACUCGGUUACACACCCGAUUGCUCGAGGCCAUCAUUCUCACAGGAGAGCAUGCUGGACAGCCAGUUUUGUUGCCACGGAUCACGCUGAAGACAGUGUCAUCAGCUGAGCUUCCUUCCGUUCACUCUGCAUCGGACCCAGUUUCCGAUUCGGCUGGCAAUGGCUAUGACGUUCAACAAGUUGCAAGGGCAGUCACUCGCGCAGGUAGGAGUGUGUCUGUAGACGCCGUCUUUUCUCACGGCCAAUUGUAUGUCGCAUUGUCCCGAGCAACGAAAGUGGACGGUGUCAGAGUUUUGCUUCAUCAGACUGAGAACGGAGAAGCGGAUAAUGCAACAGAAAACAUAGUUUUUAGAAUGGUUUUUGAGUUGAUGAAAUGA
This is a messenger RNA of Microbotryum saponariae, 1257 nucleotides long. The record is from the annotation of a GenBank genome assembly. Lineage: Eukaryota; Fungi; Basidiomycota; Microbotryomycetes; Microbotryales; Microbotryaceae.